AUGGUUUUACAGAUGAGCCCCCGGUCCCUGAAAAGUAUGCACCUCACAUGUGUGAGGUUCCGUGGGGAAAUAGAUUUCUGCAGGCUAAUGUCGGAUUGUUCUAUUCUUAACGAUCUCUCCUUGGAUAGCGUUACCACUGACCCCCGCUAUGGUUUCCGUUUUGAUCACCCUUGCUCUUCUUUAUUCACCAUAUCGGUCCCUUCUCUCGAGAGAUUGGAGAUAAAAGAUUAUACUUCGGUUCGCACUUAUCCUAGCAAUAAGUCUAGAUUCAAGAUAAAUGCUCCUUCUUUGAAGUACUUAGAGGUAUACAUCAACGGUAGCAAUUUCGAGUUUUAUGAGGAUCUGCACAACUUGGUGGAGGCUAGUCUCCAUGUUGAUUAUUCUCAAACUGACAAGCUUCUCAGAUUUCUUACUUCUGUGGAGUUUCUUUCCAUAAAUUUAUAUCCUACCAAGGUUCUGCUUCUUGCGGAUACAAUUUCUCAGCGGCUUCGUCAUCUGAAACUAUCUACUUACGGAAAAAUGUCACGUAAUCUGCUUCUGCAUUUGCUCAAACAUUGCCCUAAACUUCAAGUUCUCACGCUCCAGGAGAUACAUUGGAGAAUAAAAUGGCCUGUUUCUCCGCAUACGAGGUGUAAAGCCGAAGAGUUCAAGGAUCCACCACCUUUGUUCUCUAAUCCGAGCUCGGUUCCUGAAUGCUUGUCCUUCCAUCUUAAAACUUUUGGAUGGAAAUGUUACAAAGGAACAGAGGAAGAGAAAGAAAUCGUUCUUUACAAACCGCUGAGAUCUCUGUAUAUUCAGGUGGUCGUUCCGGGGAGAAACGGCUGCUGA
Messenger RNA from Brassica oleracea var. oleracea, 828 nucleotides. RefSeq names its product putative F-box/FBD/LRR-repeat protein At5g56810. The record is from RefSeq and is a predicted model, not a curated record. The transcript has 2 exons. The coding region runs from base 1 to 828 and encodes 275 amino acids. NCBI's taxonomy places the organism in Eukaryota, Viridiplantae, Streptophyta, Magnoliopsida, Brassicales, Brassicaceae.